Messenger RNA from Fusarium keratoplasticum, 405 nucleotides. Its product is annotated as HABP4-PAI-RBP1 domain-containing protein. The transcript has 2 exons. The coding region runs from base 1 to 405 and encodes 134 amino acids. NCBI's taxonomy places the organism in Eukaryota, Fungi, Ascomycota, Sordariomycetes, Hypocreales, Nectriaceae. The record is from RefSeq and is a predicted model, not a curated record.
AUGCUGACUCCAUCCCUUGUAGUGACUCGUUCCCACAAGGCCAACGACCGUGACCACAAGGGUCUCGCUGAGGGCACCGCCCUCCCCACCGAGCAUCUUCCUCGCUUCUUUGCCAAGCACGGCUAUGCCGAUGUCGACCCCAAGAAGGUGAAGAAGGACGGCUCUGGUCGAGGUAACUGGGGAACCGUCAACGACGACAUCGCUGACGAAGACUUCACCUUUACCAACGCUCGUCGCCGCUCCAACAGCAGCAGCUUCUCACACCACGUCUCAGACCUCAAGACCAAGUUCGAGGUCAACGAGCCCGAGCCCGUCUUUGAGGAGUCGGUCCAUGGUCCAGAGGAGGAGGACCAUGAGGACCUCUCCAAGACCGACUCUUCCGAGAGCGGCCGAUCCUCCUCCUAA